AUGGCCAGGUAUCCCAGGGUUAACAAAAUCAGCAACCGCAAGACUAUGAAGAAGGGUGCUUGGAGUGCUGAGGAAGACCGGAAACUGGUGGCUUACAUCAUGCGAUAUGGGAUUUGGAACUGGACUCACAUGGCCGAACCCGCUGGCUUGGCAAGAACAGGAAAGAGUUGCCGACUUCGGUGGAUGAACUAUCUGAGGCCCAACAUCAAGCAUGGCAACAUCACCAAGGAAGAGGAGGAAAUCAUUAUCAACUUGCACCGAUUUCUUGGUAACCGUUGGGCCACAAUUGCAAGUAGACUUCCAGGAAGGACAGACAAUGAGAUUAAGAACUACUGGCAUACUCGCUUGAAGAAACGCUUCGUCCAGGAAAAGUUGGAAAUGCCAAUUGCAUGUGAUGUAAAAGUUAGCUCCAAUCCAAAUAAUGUUUUAACCCACCAAAAUUCAUCUAUUUCCAUUCUUUGUCCUACAGAGGCAACAAAUCUUGGAUCUCCCCAGGAUAUUCCAACACUAAAUGCAAGCAGCUUGUGCCCAUCUUAUGAAAUUCAUCAAGGUGAAAAAUCCCCAGCGAAUUGCUGGCACUCACAAGGCAAUAUAAUUGGAGAAGAUGAAAACUUGUGGGAGCAAUUGCUUUCUCUGAAAGAUUUUUGUGCAAUAGAAGAUUUGGAGGGUAUGUGCCUGAACUCGGGAAGUACAUCGCCUUCUUCUGAGUGUACAUGCUCCGAUCGUGUGUAUUUUGGUGAUUCCUACGAUGACUUCACCAUAGAUUUAUGGGGAAACUGA
This is a messenger RNA of Syzygium oleosum, 780 nucleotides long. RefSeq names its product transcription factor WER-like. NCBI's taxonomy places the organism in Eukaryota, Viridiplantae, Streptophyta, Magnoliopsida, Myrtales, Myrtaceae. Bases 1 to 780 code for a protein of 259 amino acids. The record is from RefSeq and is a predicted model, not a curated record. The transcript is spliced from 3 exons.